Striga hermonthica is the source of this 657-nucleotide messenger RNA. NCBI's taxonomy places the organism in Eukaryota, Viridiplantae, Streptophyta, Magnoliopsida, Lamiales, Orobanchaceae. The record is from the annotation of a GenBank genome assembly.
AUGAGAAUACGCCGGCACGCCAAAAUUUCCCCGGCGCCGCCCCUCCACCCCUACGCCUGCCAGCUCAAUCAGUCGCCGUGGGACGCAAUGGAGUUCGCUCCGCCGUCAGCUCCUCCUCAGCCGCCUCCGCCGCCGCCUCCGCCGCCGCCCCAGGCCGGUGCAGGUGCUUUCGCCGCCGGAAAUGGGCGCUCCAAUGAACGUUUUUCUGCCGGAAAAAGCCUCCCGGAAAAUGACGCCACCACCUUGAAGGUGGAGCAGCAAAUUUUCCCAGCGGCCGAGCAAGUUGACCCGAGCAAGAUCACCAGCUGCAGCAAGACGGACGGGGAGAGCUAUGCCUAUGGCCCACCCGCCAGUAAGCCCAUGGCCCACCGCCCGGCCCGGCCCAAGAAGUCCUCCUCCUUCUCCACCAACCCCUAUGAGUUCUACUACUACUCGGGCUUCGGGCCCCGGUGGGCCAAGAAAAGAGGCACGAGUUGCGACGCUGAUGAUGAUAAUGGCGGCACCACUAACAAGAGGCAUGAAAUCGAGCGGCAGAAGGAUUAUUCGGAUUAUGACGAGCCCAACUAUGACAAGCUCGAGGAAGAAGAAGAAGAGAAAAAAGAGAGGAAAAGAGCAAGGAAGCCCAUCAAGGCUAGGUCUCUCAAGUCGCUUAUGUGA